This is a messenger RNA of Humulus lupulus (European hop), 557 nucleotides long. RefSeq lists its product as uncharacterized. NCBI's taxonomy places the organism in Eukaryota, Viridiplantae, Streptophyta, Magnoliopsida, Rosales, Cannabaceae. The coding region runs from base 136 to 393 and encodes 85 amino acids. The record is from RefSeq and is a predicted model, not a curated record. The transcript has 3 exons.
UGGGCCAGAAUCAUUUACACCAUCUCGACUAGGAAAGUUCCCGACUCCCUGCUUCGUGUUUCGAUUGUUUUCUUUCCUCCUUCCCUCCGAUCUACCCAAAGCUAGACAAAGAAUUGUGUUCUUCAGCAGCCGAACAUGAUAAGCGUUCUCACUCAGGAGCGGCUGCUAGGGGCCACACUUGGAAGCAUAUUCACGGGAAUAGUAGUUUUCGAGCAGCGAAGAAGUAUUUAUAGGUCCAUUUCAGAUACUCAGCCCCAAUCAAACUCCCAAUUUCAGGUGGGAGAGCCCAUAAUUGGAAAGGAAACUCGGUCAGAGCUUGCGCGCAUGUGGAACAAAGGUGUAGACCAGGCAUUUGAACCUGCGAUCCAGUAUCUUAGCUCCCGCGGAUGGUAGAUUUUGUGUGAUACCAUUCCCAAAUAUAUACAAUGUAUGAACACCCCUUAUUCAUACAUGUUACAACAUUGCUAACUUUGAAUCAUUUGCAUCUUAAGACAAUGGCCUUGAUUUUCAAGGAUCUAAUCUCCAUAUAUAUAAAAAAAGUGUGUACAUAACGAAAA